Molecule: messenger RNA, 852 nt
Organism: Aspergillus bombycis
Lineage: Eukaryota; Fungi; Ascomycota; Eurotiomycetes; Eurotiales; Aspergillaceae
Exons: 2
Coding region: 1-852 (283 amino acids)
Source: RefSeq, a predicted model, not a curated record
AUGUACCUUUCCCUGCGAGACCCAUCCCCCAGUGCAAAUGGUUUCUCCCCCCUAGCAAUUCCAACCCCAGUGGGAGCCACUGCCAAAUUCAACCUCCCUCUAGAUAUCCUCCUCCCACUCCUCCUCUUCCCAACCAUCUUUCUAGCCCAUCACAUCCGAAAAGACUACCAUGCCUACCUAGCUCUAGGCCCUGGAGGAGUACCCUCAACCCCAGCAGGGUACCUCCAGAUCUGCAUCCUGCGGCCCUUCGCCGUCCGAAACCCCCUGGCACCACCUUCCCUCCCAUGCACUCUCCUCCCCCAAGAAGGCUAUCUCAAAAGCCGCAAUCUCCCAGACCGCACCGGGCCACGUCCUAAAGUAGUCGGCAUCGUACCGCACCGACAAACGACCCAGAGGGCGAGUGCAGAAAUGUACGCAGCGCUGACGAAGGAAAUUCACGGCCUCGUCAAUGCUCACCCCUCCGUACUUUACACAGGGACAUCAUGCUUCGAGAAGCAUAGUACAGGAAUCUUCUGUAGGCUUGGCCCGGCUGCGUUGUCACGUCAAGAGCAGCAGCAGCAACGGAAGCGACUCACCUGUAACGGGGAGGUCUGCCAUGCGCAUCCGAUUGACGGGAGCUUGCAUCUCACGCUACACCCGGUGGAUGUGCGGCUUGUGCUGGAGAAAGGUUGGGGGGAAAGACACCCGAUUGCUCGAGAGGAUUGGUGGUGGUGGAGGCGCUCCGUGCCGUCCGGGUUUGUCCUGAUCUAUGCUCCGAGGACUGAAGAAGAGCGGAGAUGUGUAGUGGAAAUCAUUCGCGCGGCGGCAUGGUGGGUGCGAGGGGAAGCAUUGUCUAGAUAUUUGCCAGAGUAA